Molecule: messenger RNA, 1415 nt
Organism: Lepisosteus oculatus (spotted gar)
Lineage: Eukaryota; Metazoa; Chordata; Actinopteri; Semionotiformes; Lepisosteidae
Source: RefSeq, a predicted model, not a curated record
CCUCAGGCCUUGUUUCUUUGUGCAGAUGUACCCACUGGAAAUGAAGAAUUGGUCCUGUCCUUGAACAAGAAACUGCUGCGCUCUGCAGUGGAGGAAACCCAGCAGCUCAAUCCCAGUGUGCAUCUGGGCCUGCGUCUUUCUCGGAUGCACCACUUGGCCAUUGAGAAGGACUACCUGGCCAAGCUGAAGAAGGAGCUGCAGUCCAGUUUCAAAAGGUAUAACAGUCCCUUUAAAACCCUCCUGGCCCAUACACCAGGUGGGGCCCUGCUGUGCCUUUACGCAAGGUACUUCACUCAGAUUGCUUCAUUAAACCUCCCGCUGUUCCCCGCAGAUACGGUUUCCAUGGCGGCGCUAGCCUUCCAGUGCCUGCUGGGCUCCCCCAAGCCCUGCAGCAGCUGUCGCCUUGAGCAGGCUCUCCUGGCAGCGAAGGACCAGAUCCUGAACUCCAGCACGGAGGACGGGCUCCUGGGGAAUGCCUUCAGCACGCCUUUAGCUUUGCAGGCGCUGCGGGUGAUGGGGGCGAGGCCGGCGCUCUGCUCCUCGGCGAUGGCGGCCCUGGUGACGGAGAUGGGCCGGGGAACGUUCCACAACCCCAUGGCUCUUUCCCAGCUGCUGCCCGCGCUGCACCACAGAACGUACCUGGACGUCAGGAGCAUGGCGUGCCAAGAAGAGGACGACAUCCUAGUUCUGGAUCCAAAGCCGCCCCAAGGAGACCCGAGCCCGGAGAUGGUGCCGAUGUGGCUGACAGUGGAGAUCCCCGGAGCCCAUUCCAAUGUCUACAGCAUGACCGUGCCCAAGGGCUCCUCACUGCUGUACGCUCUGAAGAAACUCUACAAGGAGAAGCCCCAGGAAUUCUCCUUUAAGACGGAGACCAGCCUGUGGGGCCCCUUCCUGAGUGUCAUAAAUGGGCACAGGGCGAGCCAGGCAGAGAGGGAGUACUGGCAGCUGCUCAAGUCUCCAGACACCCCUCUUGUUGAAGGUAUCAGGGAUUAUAAAGUUCAAGAGGAAGCCCACAUCGUCAUUAGAAAAACCAGUUGGUAGUUUGGUCUUCCACUUUGUAAUUGUGUGAUUAGUCCAUUCUUAAGCACGCACUUCGCUAUUAUAAUGUGAUUUCAAUAUAUCUGAUUACUGAAAGGUAAUUAACUUGUAAUGCAUAUCACCAACACUGAAAACUGUUUGCUGUAUGUUACUUUAUUUUUUGAUCAAAUAGAGACAUAUUUUAAUAGUUAUAAUGUUUUUUAAAAUAAUAAUUUCCAUGUUUAAAAUUGACUGUGAUGCACUGAUUGCACAAGCCAAAGAACAGGGAAUAGCUGGUGGAAUUAAGUAAGUAAGUAAGUUUAUUGUUGUUGGUGUAACUGAUUUUUAUACUGAUAUAUUUUUCACAUGAUGUAUAUUAUAAAUGAAGCUAAAGGAAA